UGCUUCACAUGGACCGAUGCCACAUUCUGGUGAGUAACUCAUUGACCUACGAGGACCAAUCCGACUGGAGUUUGAACUCAAAAAAUAUAAGGAACCAUUAGAUGAACUGUCAGUCUUCAGGCAAGUAGCGUUACUCUUCCCACUGUUGAACAUGGGAGCAGGAGGAAUAUUUGUAUUAUUCAGCGUAUGUCUGAUUUCCUUCUUGACACCUUGCGAUGGAGGAAACAUUCUGGUUUUUCCUGUGGACGGAAGCCACUGGAUCAACAUGAAGAUAUUAAUUGAAGAACUUCAUGCCAGGGGACACAGCAUCUCAGUAAUGAGGGCAUCCACCAGCUGGUACAUCGCAGAAGAAUCCCCUCUCUAUACAUCGAUUACCAUGGAAAUUAAUGAAGGGAUAGAGGACUUUUUUGAUGCGUACGUAAAGGAGAAUAUGAAGGCGCAGAGAGAAGGGGCUUCAGCGCUUACUUUCUUCAAGAUCACCAAGAACUUCCUCUCCAUGAUUUCUAAGGCUCAUUCAUUGUGGGUUGAUGCCCUUGCUCAAAUCUUCGAUGAUGAACAAUUGGUAAAAAGCUUGGUAGACGCGCGAUACGAUCUUGUUCUCACCGACCCGGCUAUAGCACCAGGUAUCUUACUAGCCAAAUACCUCAAACUGCCCCUGGUGCUGAAUGUCCGCUGGAUCACCAGUGGAGAUGGCCACUUUGCAAUAGCCCCUUCACCGACAUCGUACAUCCCAGUGCCAGGAUCAGGCUUCACGGACAAAAUGAAUUUCAUCCAGAGGGUCAAGAACAUUCUCUUCUAUGGCAUCAUAGUGUUCCAGCAGAAAUUCAUGGUGGGGCCGACCUAUGACGCCAUCUGUGAUAAAUACAUAGAGGGUGGAUGUGACGUGAUCUCGCUUCUCCAGGAAGCAGACAUUUGGCUGUUCAGGUCGGAUUUUGUGUUUGAUUUCCCUCGGCCCACAAUGCCAAAUGUUAUCUACAUAGGCGGUUUCCAGUGCAAACCAGCUAAACCUCUGCCAGCGGACUUGGAGGAGUUUGUACAGAGUGCUGGCGAGCACGGGGUCAUCAUCAUGACUCUGGGAACCUUGGUGAACGCUUUGCCCAAAGACGUUGCAGAUGAAAUCGCCGCCGCCUUUGCCAAGAUGCCUCAAAAGGUGAUCUGGAAGCAUAAAGGCGAGCGUCCCUCUACUAUUGGCAACAACACUCUGAUAGUGGACUGGAUGCCGCAGAAGGACCUCCUGGGCCACCCGCAGACCAAAGUGUUUGUAGCUCACGGAGGAACCAACGGAGUACAGGAAGCCAUUUUCCACGGGGUGCCCGUGCUCGGUAUCCCGCUGUUCUUUGACCAGUAUGACAAUCUUCUACGUCUGCAGGAGCGGGGGGCCGGAAAGAUCCUUCAGCUGGCGGAUGUUAACGGCCACAGCUUUGAGGAAGGUGUUCACGACAUUCUCCAUCGUGACAGCUACAGACAGAACAUGCAAAGAUUGUCUCGUUUGCACAGAGAUCAGCCGAUGGGACCCAUGGAUCAGGCCAUCUUCUGGGUGGAAUACGUGAUGCGCCAUAAAGGGGCUCCUCUUCUGCGAACAUCUGCCUAUAAGAUGCCCUGGUACUCUUAUUAUAGUUUAGAUGUACUGCUACUAUUGGUGACUGCGGUGACAGUACUGCUGCUCUCUAUUUUGGCUAUUUUCAGGUUUCUGUGCUGCAAAGCUAGAAGGACGAACAAAACUAAGCUACACUGAUUGCGGUGAAAUUAGUUUAUAACUGUGUCUUCUCCAAAGUGUGGUGGUUAAUACAAACCAUAAAUCUCAAAGUGUGUAAUUUGUAUAUAUUUAUUAUUUAUGGAGUAGAACGCUAAUUUGACGAUUGAUUUAUCCAUAUUAAAUAAAGACAGCUAAAGAGAUUUGUUCCCCUCUACUAUUUCAGAAUGAACUGGCAAAUGUAGUCAGACAUUAACAUUUCAGUUGUGAAAGCCACAAAUGAUUUGUAAACUCGGGUGAGUCAUUUUUCAAAGGGUAUACCUCUGAAUUUGCAAAUGGAAAAACCAAAUGGAGUAAUGUGGGUCUUUUGAGCAGAAGUGACAUUGAUGAAGUUACACUUGUCUGGCACGUCAGUGUUGGAGUUCCCCCGAUUUGGUACUGCGACUUAAAAUGAAAAGGAAGGAAAU
Molecule: messenger RNA, 2160 nt
Organism: Gasterosteus aculeatus aculeatus (three-spined stickleback)
Lineage: Eukaryota; Metazoa; Chordata; Actinopteri; Perciformes; Gasterosteidae
Gene: ugt5d1
Product: UDP glucuronosyltransferase 5 family, polypeptide D1
Molecular function (GO): UDP-glycosyltransferase activity
Source: RefSeq, a predicted model, not a curated record